Molecule: messenger RNA, 567 nt
Organism: Cantharellus anzutake
Lineage: Eukaryota; Fungi; Basidiomycota; Agaricomycetes; Cantharellales; Hydnaceae
Exons: 2
Source: RefSeq, a predicted model, not a curated record
CGAGACUAUCAUCAUCUUCUUGAUGAGAUUGAGCAUCGCACUGUAUCACAUCAGUUUGAGAUCGAGAAAAUGGGACUUCCAAAGACUGGCAAGUUCCUUUAUCUGAUCAUCAAUUACAAAGCUCGUCAACAAAUCGCAUCACUGGUUGCAAAGCAAGGAAAAACUCUUCAUACCACACUCGAGAAGUACAAUACACUAGCAGCAAGCAUGAACCCACCAAAGCUGAGGCUGACCUGGGAGGAUGUUACCAGUUUGGACUUCAUUUCCGACAUCGUAAUACUGCAUGGCUGUGGAGAUAUUUGUGAUAAGCCCUGGGCACAACUUCUCUUUCGUAAUGCCAUGCAAGCAUGGUUCAAGCUGCAGCAGGCUCAUGAGGAAAUUGAGAUAAUUGCGAUCGAAGCUACACGAAUUUGGACAUCUAUCAAUGAGGAGGAGGCACACUUACACGAUUUCUUUGAUGUUACUCGCUUGACUGAUCCCAUCCUUGCAGCCUACAUUUCCUUGGUCUUCCAAUACUGCCUCAACGUGAAUUCACACCUACAUGCAAAACUUACCCAGUUGGCAAAA